GAUCUGCAAUUGGUUAUGUUCCAUUCGUUCCCGCCGCGAACUGCGCUGGAGUGGGAUGCAGAGGUCACUUGCUCUCAGCAGCCCAACCGGUUUGUGACCGGAUUCAAGUCUCGUGGUCCGCUGAUGGGAGCGGCGAUUUUCGAUCUCCGACUUCCCGCUUGUGCCAUCGGCCUCUACAUCGGCGUGCGUCAAUGGCAGCACAGCGAACAGCGGGCAUACUGUAGCGUUGUCAACCCUUGGCGUUCGAAUCCAGCGGUGUUCAUCGGCCUCAAUGAUGAAUCCCCGCAAGUGCAUCCGCGCAGAAACACGUGCUUGCUGCAACCAGAACGAGUUCAUCGUUUUGGGGUCAGCUGGAGCCGGCGGCAUUUCGAGUUUUCGAUCGAUGGCGUUGGCGUUUCUCGAGCCAGACUACAUGAAGAAUUUCCAGAUGGACCGUCUUCAUUGGCGCAGCUGUCCGUCUUGAUGCACGUGCAGCCAGGCGGCGUUUGGGAAGCUAUGCAUCUUCGUCCGCUUGCAUCGCCGAUCGACUGGAACGCACAGAUCAAUUGUGCCAUUUGUGCAAGAGACUGGACCCUGCAUCCUGGCAACUGGUGCGUUUGUCCGUUGUGUUCCACGUGGAUUUGCAAUGUUCACAGGCUGCGAUCUCCCGCCCGUCGCUGUCCUGUGUGUCCAAACCAACUCAUGGACUAUUUGGGCGGUGCAUCUCAGGAGCCAGAUGCAGACGCUUCGCAAGCAUCCUUCGGUGCCCGCGUGCAUGCAGAACUGGAAGCACAGAUGGAUGUGGCCACGAGUGGCGCUGAUGCUGCAUCUCCUUUCUUACCCGACGAGGCGGUGUAUGAAAGACAGGACGCGACGCUGGCCUUGUCUAUGGUUGAAGAUGAAACGGAAGAUGUCCAAAAAGAACUAGCUGUGGCCAUACCAUCCUCCGGCCUUCCUGAGGAUGCUGUCGUUUCAGCCAAAAGAAGACGCUUGAUGCCUGGAGCGUCCACCUCUGGUCAAGAGUUCGAUGAUCUAUUCGGUCUGGCGUCAAAGGCGUGCUCGUCCUCCUUGAGUUCAUGUCCUAUUGCAGACGAGCACCAACCAGUGGCAUCCGUCAAAGAGCAUGCCAAGAGACAACUUGAAUAUGUUCGUCUCCAGCAGCCGACAUGGCCUGAGGACAUGGUACGUCUGACAGCUGCCGCUAUCAAUGUGUACAGAACUCGUCUUACUGACAUUUUCGUCCGAGAUUUUGUUGGUCUGCUCUGGAUCAUCGAAGGCGAUAGGUAUAUUCGUGCCCAUCGUGGUGUAUGUUUCUUGUACCACAGCGACGGAGCUUUCGAUCCCUACAGCGGCGUUCCGCCGGAGUCGACUUUUUACAGGUUGAAGAAAACUCUCCUGCGAUUAGAAGGCCUGUUUCGACUCAUGUCGCCUGCCACGGAACGCUCGGACUCCGCAAUCAUUCGGGAGGUCGCUAGAGUGAUGUCAUUUUACAACAGCGUCGUGGAGUUUAUGGCGCUCUGCGAAGACACAGCCCUGAUGUCGGAUACAACGGGGACGCGACGCAAGGGAUCAUCCGCGCAAGAAGGAGAUCCUUCCUCUCAUGCAGGUUGGCCCGAAAGAACAGCUUUCAUGCUUUCGAAAGUUAUGGCACCGCUGCAGAAGGAUUUGCUGGAAGAGCGACGACUACUUCACUUCGUCGUCCAGUGGUGCGAUUCGCCUUCGGACAGAGCGAGUGGAUGUGCGUACCAGGACAUCUCGGUGCUCUAUGAUGCAAAUGCCGCAGUUGUGAAAUAUCUCAUGGAAAUCAAAAAGCCAACGCUGUCCAAGCUUUGGUGGCAACGCUUUGCCAAAGCCAAGAUCGGUACUGACAAGCAAGCAUUCGACGACCUGGUGAAGGAAAACCUUUUUCUUCCAGUGGAUGCAAAACAGGAGCCAGAGAAUUUCAUUCCCACCAUACCUUGUCAGAAGGCGCUGGAAGAUUUAUUUGUUGUCGGCUACGAUUCCGAAACAACAGUGAUGCGUGAACGUCUCAAUGCAAAAAAACUCUGGGAUGCAGUAGAAAGCAAUCCUGCACGAGCUGCCAACGCCGAGCUGCUACAACAUUUCUUUUCGGAAGUGCUAGCAAGGCGAAACUUUCCCAUGCAAGUCAACAGCCUUGUACGCCAGGCGGCCUCUGCUUCUUCAAGUGGUGCUCGAGGUGGAAAUCCUUUCGAUGGAACCGACGACGACGGCUUUGUCAGCCAAGAUGCACGAGUGUUGGUCAGCAGUCAGACAGACAUUGUAUCUGUGUGCAACAUCACGAAGAACAGUCAUCGAGGCGCGCCGCCGGAUAAACUUGCGAAGAAUUUGUUCAUCGAAGAAUUGCAACGAGCAAGUCUUUUCUGCCGCUGGGUCGCUGCGACGAUGCUGAAGAACAUAGCUUGGGAGGACUUGGUGCGCUUGAAGGACAAACCAGAUAUGUCGGUGUUGACAUACUUUUGGAACAUCGCGGAGGAUCUGGUUAUCGAGUCCUGGAUCCGGAGGAUGGAACCGCUGCAAAGCAAGCACAUGUCAUUGCACUUCGAUGGCAUCAGAGUGGAUCGCGACAUCACGCAGCCAGAUGUAGAAGUUUUCUGCGCGAGUUGCAGCGAUGCGAUUUUCAAAGACACUGGCCUGUCUGUCCGUAUUCGUGUGAAAGAGCACUACACCUUCUAUGGCUUGUUGCAGCAAGUGGCGAACAGGAAACCAGUCGAGUGUCCUGAAAGUCUUCGUGCGAAGGGAAAUUGUAUAUUGGCGGCUCUGCAUCAUCUUGGUUUGCCAGAGCAGGCGUCGACUAUGGCAUCGCUAACAGAGGGGCCAGAACACAUGUUUUUUCAACGACGCCGCCAACGAACGUAUGCACAGGUUGCCGAGAAAGCGAACAUCAAAAUCUUUCCUCGAUUUCCAACUGGUGAUUUACAAUCAGGCCAGAAGAUUUUUCUUCAUCUGGCCACCGAAGGCAACCCGCACUGCAUUGCUUUGGAAGUUUGUUCAAGACAUGAAGUAUGCGUAACUGACAUGACUGUCAGCUACACUUUUCCUAUCGAGGAUCUGUUGCGCAUGCUGUUAGAAGCAGCUGAUCGCAAAUACAUCAUCUUCUUCCACCUCAACCGAAAACCUGAAGAUGACCGCGAUGCACAGGACAGCGAGUAUGACCUUCUGCUGGAAACUCUGGCAGGUGGACACUCAGACGAUGAGUUUGUUAAGGACCUGGCUUUGCCUGUCGUGGAGGAGGAGGGGCAAGAUGACGACAUGUUAGAGGAUGACGAGGGCGUGACGAGAGUGGGUGACAAGCUUCUAGGGUUUCUUCGUGAUGAGGUUGCUGUUUUUCUGAACAAGAAACCUGCAGAAGUUGCUGAUGAGGUUCGAAAGAAUGGGAAGGCAUGGUGUCCCUUUUGUCCGCUUCGUUGCUGGGACAAGACUCGACACAGUCGUGUUACGGCGCAUGUCCGAGAAUACCAUUCGGCAAGGAAGCAAUUCGUGGCGAGUGGCACGAAGCAACUAAAGGUUAUCAUCGCACUCCACGAUGACGAUCAGUGUCGGCGGCAGCCUGCCGGCAAUUACUUACGCCGCAGCGCCACUCUGUUGUCCCAAUCCCUGGACGACACAAUUUCAACAAAGCAUAUACUCCUGGACAAGAAGAUAAGGCUUGUUUUGACGCACGAUGGACCGCAAUACUGGUCUCUACAGGCUGUGCAGCAAGGGGAAUUGCGUCGCGUGCGCAAUCUGUACUACACACGGCCCUUCGCUCAACUUUGCUUUCGAGAAGUAUUGAUGUGCAGCGCCAAGGUCUAUGCUCUUCAUGCUCGACUGUUGGCAAUCUUUCCGGGUGCGACCAGCAGCCUUUUACCGCGCCACGCAAAUCACUGGUGGCCAAUGAUCGAGGACAUCUUCCUGUCGGAACGCGUCCGUAGCUUCGAACAGGAACUCGAGAACGAGCUGGUGCAGCAUCAGGAGUUCGAAUUCAUCAGCAUGGAUGCGACGCUACGAUGCUGCUUGCCCGUUAUGGGACAGGCACAUCCGCGAGCAAGCCGAGAAGUGAAAGCACAAGCAGUUUUUCAUGGAGAGAGCGCACUGACCCGAGUAGUUACUUGCAGAGGGCGCACCAAUGCGGUGCUCAUGUUGGCUGCGACCGCGACGGAGGAAACAGAGAUCCUGGUUCAGGCUAUGGCCGAGAAACUACCAGCAGCUGGGCUUCAACAAGUGCGAUGUGUGACUGUAGACAAUCCUUCCGGCAAACUGUGGAAAGGCCUGCGUUGCAUUUGCCCAAAUUUGCAGAUUCUGUGCCUCGACCCUGUACAUCUUGCCAUGACAUGCGAGUAUGCAUCCAGUCGGAAGCGUACGGCAAUGUCCAAGACCUUGCGUGCAAUAUUGCAGAAGUUGUCCGUGCGGAGCUCACGCUGCACUGAAAACACGUGGGGCACUAUUUUCAGAGGCGAUAACGCCAAGCCUCUGACACAUGAGGAGCAGAAGGCUCGCUCGCAAAUUGAGGAUCGCAGCAUGCCGCUAAAGAAAGCUACCGCUGUGCUUGAACAUUUGAAUGCGUCCGUUCCGUUUUUCGAACGGGCUGAGUGGUCUAAGUCGUUGGCUGCUUUGGCAGCUGUGUAUCGGCAAGACAUGGACCGCGUGGUGCCGGGCCCGAACCGGAAGGUGUACGAACUUCUCCACUCGGCUGCCGCUGCAGAGCGGACGGAGUGGUAUUUUAACAACCUUCGCGCCCGACACGCGAUUGCCACCAGCAGACUAAGUCUGCUUCCGGUCGGCACAACUUCUAAUGAAUCAUUGCACCAUGAAAUCAACAAUUUUUUUAGAGAAACGCAAAAAAUUCACAAGACGACCUUGUCCUUAAAGCUCAAGAUUCUGCAGCUUUCGAAGCAGAUGACGCACAAUGCUGCGCUGUACCAUGAAACGACUCGGCAGAUGGCCGAAGCCGAAGUCUUAGCUCGCACAUCGUCCAGGGAGAUGUGGAGCCUAGGGCAGUGGCACGCAUGGUGCGACGAGCUUCAGGAUGACGCUGGGAUCAAGAAGGCGUCUUUGCAUUUUCAUCCACAGAGGGAAAACGAGCGUGACACGGUUCGAGCAGGGGUCUUCAAAAGACCGGCAGCUAAUAUGGCUGAUGCUCCACCAAAGAGGCGGCGAACGCCGCACACUUUGGACCGGCAGGACAGCCUUCGUCGAGCAGGUGUCCGUGGCCGAAAACCGGCUACGUAA
This is a messenger RNA of Symbiodinium necroappetens, 5208 nucleotides long. The record is from the annotation of a GenBank genome assembly. NCBI's taxonomy places the organism in Eukaryota, Dinophyceae, Suessiales, Symbiodiniaceae.